GAUAAAACUAGUUCUAUAUUUAUAGGUUUAAAUUAGUAGAAUGAAUUAGUUAUAUUUAAUAUUUUGAAACAUAUAUUAAAAAAAGCAGAUACUUUUAAAAAUAACAAAUUAUAAUCUAGUAUUAUUAAAAGCUUAUAUUAAUACGUUUAAUUUGCUUAAAAAUUAGAAUUAGAAAUUACUGAAAACAUUAAUAAAAAAAUAGAUGAAAAAAAUGGAUUAUCAAAUAAAAAAAAGAGAGCUUUUUGUAACCUAAUAAUUGCUGUUUGUAUAUAAACAUUAUUUAAUAACAAUGAUGAAGGUUUAGAAAAUCUUGAAGAAUUAAGUUAAGUAUAUUAAGAAAUAAUAAAUUAUUAUAAUUAAAAGUAAACACAAGAAAAACCCAAAAAAAAAAGAAAAAUUAUUAAUUAAGAUGGUGAAGAAGUUAUUUAAGAAAAUUAACAUUAUAUACAUGUUUUAUCUGAUUUAUUAGUAUCUUUAUUGACUAAAUCAUCAAGUAUAUAUUAAAUAUACACAUUUUUUUAAAAAAAAUAAUAAGAUUAUUUUAGAGAGAUUACUAAUAUUUGCUUUUAAGCUUUUGUUAAUGAAGUUGAUACUUUUGUUUUAUAAACUUUAAUUGAUGUUGUUACUCGUCCUAUAGAGGAAUAUAUUUAAGAUAUGGAAAAUGAUAAAGAAGGUGAUGAAGAAGAAUGCUAGUUAAAUGAUUAAAUAUAAGGACUACAAAAAGGUGUAGCAAUUGAUCUAAUUGAUGAAGACGAAGAAAAAGAAGAAGAUGAAGAAACAGAAACAUAAGAAUUUGAAGAAUUAGAUAAUUGAUAUAUUAUUCUUUUUUAUUGCAAAACAAAUA
Messenger RNA from Ichthyophthirius multifiliis, 844 nucleotides. RefSeq lists its product as hypothetical. The transcript has 3 exons. Gene Ontology annotation, biological process: regulation of DNA-templated transcription. Gene Ontology annotation, cellular component: nucleolus. The annotation marks the transcript as partial. Gene Ontology annotation, molecular function: transcription factor binding; DNA binding. NCBI's taxonomy places the organism in Eukaryota, Ciliophora, Oligohymenophorea, Hymenostomatida. The record is from RefSeq and is a predicted model, not a curated record.